AUGGUCUCCUACUACGAGCGGCUGGACAACUUAUUCGCCGCGUAUGCCCCUGCGAAGCGCCCGCAUGUGGUUGACCUGCUGCAGAAGUACGCUGGCAGGGAGGAAGCGAUACUGAAGAGCCUUGUCAAGAAGUACGGGCCGGAGCCCGUCGUCUCCGUGUCUGAUGAGUCACCAAAGGAUGUGCGUGACGACGGCAACAACUACCGUGCGCGCCUUAUUCGUUUUUACACUAAGUACGCCCCGAAGAAAAUCUCAUCGGUCGACAAGACUCUGGCGCGGUUUGCGGGAAGAGAAGAGGAAUUGUUCUUCGCUCUAGUGAAGACGCACGGGCCCGAGCCCCCAGUGUGUACUGGUGGUGGCGCAAAGACGCCGGAGGACUGUUCUGACUCCCGUAGCACGAUGAGCAGCAGCACCGCCAGCUGUGCUUGGGCACCGUACAACGUGCAUGAUGCCAGAUGGCGUCUGGCGAGGAUCUACAUGGCGUACGCCCCUGAGAAAUUGGCCAUUGUGGAUCAGAUGAUGGACAAAUAUGCGGGUCGCGAGGAGGAAAUGCUCGCAAGCUGCGUAACGCGCUACGGACUGGAGCCGCUGUCGCCGGACACGCAAAGUCCACGAAGGCGUCUCCUUCGUUUUAUUGAGCUCUACGUGCCGCGCAAAACCGCCUCGGUCGAGCCGAUGCUGCAGAAGUACGGUGGGCGAAUGGAAGAACUUUUUGGUAUGCUCGUGCAGAAACUUGGGCCGGAGCCGCCGGCACCACUUCCGUCCAGCGGUCCACCGAAGAUGACGUAUCGUCAGCGACUCAUUCGCUUCUACAAGGUGUACGCGCGAGAGAAGGUUGCCAAUAUGGAAACCGUGCUGCACCGCUACAAGGGGAAUGAGGAGGAAAUGUUCCGUAUCCUCGUGGAGAAGUACGGCCCGGAGCCCGACCCCGAUGUAGACCCCGACGCACCCAUCCCGCCGGAGCGAAACUACCGCGCACGCCUCACGCGUCUCUUUGCCACGCACGCGCCCGAGCGCAUGGACACCAUUCCGGCGUUGCUUACCAAAUACAAGGGUCGGGAAGACGACAUCAUCAAAGCAUUCGCCAAGAAACUCGGCCCAGAGCCACCCCUAGACUCCCCGAUCUCUAGUAAUGUGAUGACUGCUGAUGAGAAGCAGCUCGCACGGUCAAGAACAUCUGUCGUAUUGGCCGCGCGUGACACGAACAGUGAGAAUAAGAUUAUUGGUAAGCCAGCGGAUGGGGAGGAACGUGAAACGCAUCAAGCUGCAAACGCAUGGGAUGAGUUUCUGCAGUGUUUCCCUUUGCCCGUAUCUGUCUACCGCCGGUACGCCGUUGAUCGUUUGGGAGAAGAGCGCGUCUCCGCAUUGGAGUCUCGCUUCUGUAUCCCUCGUCUGCAUAGCAACGGCACAGAUGAACCACAGUGGGUGGUGACGAUGAGCUCUUCGCCGGGAGCCGAGCAUGUUGCUCUGGGGGAGGCGACACCGUGGUGUGAGGAAACGGCAGUGGCUCAAAACAUCAGCGCGAAUUUCUCGUGCCUUCUUUUGAUGCUAGAGACCGUGGAUUUCCCUUUACCGCCCACGUAUUUGGAAGGUGACGUAUUUCGUAGGUAUCCAUUAUGCACGCUGAUUGGAGACCGAGACCGGUCUACUCUGCAGACGUGUGCAGCGAUAAUGGAUCUGCAAGCCAAGUUUGAGGGUAGCACACAGUGUAUAUUGAUUGAGGAAGAUGUCGCACGACAACGCAUCGUGACGAGUACAGAAGAGUGGAAGCAGCAGCACUGUGCCAAGUUGGAGGACAAGAAAUUAUACUUGUGUCGUUUACUUGAGAAGGCAGUCGAGCUUCUACCAGAGUUGGAGAAUAAGGAGCGAAAGGAGAUUGAAGCAGUGGAGUGCAUUGAGUUUAAAGGGAUGGCAUUAUGGUUCAUCGAGGGACUUCAGACAAGGCAUGGUUUUAGGACGGACCCACGGGACAGGAAGCAGGAGCCAAUGUUACGAUGCUGGAAAGGUUUGACUAUGAGCAACAGCAAUUCGUCGUCACCAUCAUCAUGGACAGGUCGUACUACUGGAAGCGCAAAGGUCCCUGAACUAUGGCGAAGCCAGGAUCAGGUGGAGCAACACAUCCGGCGUCAACUCAAACUUACUGGCGAUUCUGGUGAAGACCUGCUAGCGUCCUCACGGGAAAUGCGUCAAAUACUGGAUACCGCGGUGGAAGCAGCAACACCAGUAGCAGCUUCUACGUCGUAUGCGUCACAGCGUCAGUACCAUUGUGGUGAUGGUGAUGGUGAUGGUGGCGCAGCCACACGCAGCUGGACCUCGUUUUCGGACGCCUCCCCGUCACCCCGUAACCCAUGCACCUUUAAUGAAUCUACUCGACGUGUGCUUCACCUCGGUGGGACGACGACGGCCAGCGUAAGCGCCACGCAGGCCUGCGUUGGGGUGGACGUCACGGGCCGAGACAAGUGGGGUCCAGCGAAUGAAGGGCGACUCUCGGAGGUCACGCCAUCGCCAUGCCACGAUGCGAGGGAAGCUGUGAUGCUGGGCGAGACCCUGCCAGCUGGGAGUGAACAGCAGAAGCAGAAACCGAGUGAUUAUGUGUUUCAGGGUACCUUUCGUUGCACUCCAUUUUUUUUUCAAGGGGAACGUCACUUUCCCUCCACAUUUUGA
Trypanosoma grayi is the source of this 2664-nucleotide messenger RNA. RefSeq lists its product as hypothetical. The record is from RefSeq and is a predicted model, not a curated record. The coding region runs from base 1 to 2664 and encodes 887 amino acids. The transcript has a single exon. Lineage: Eukaryota; Euglenozoa; Kinetoplastea; Trypanosomatida; Trypanosomatidae.